Molecule: messenger RNA, 1134 nt
Organism: Penicillium crustosum
Lineage: Eukaryota; Fungi; Ascomycota; Eurotiomycetes; Eurotiales; Aspergillaceae
Gene: erg6
Product: sterol 24-C-methyltransferase
Exons: 3
Coding region: 1-1134 (377 amino acids)
Biological process (GO): ergosterol biosynthetic process
Cellular component (GO): endoplasmic reticulum
Molecular function (GO): sterol 24-C-methyltransferase activity
Source: RefSeq, a predicted model, not a curated record
AUGGCUCCCUCUGCAUUGGAACGUGAGGAUAAGGCGCGUGAUGCCGCCUUCAACAAAGCUCUGCACGGCAAGUCUGCCAAGGCUCAGGGUGGCCUCGCUGCCAUGCGCGGAAAGGACGCCGCCGCCCAGAAGGCCGCCAUCGACGAGUACUUCAAGCACUGGGACAACCAAAAUGCCGCUGAUGAGACACCCGAGAUCCGUGAGGCCCGCAAGGCUGAAUAUGCUACCUUGACCCGACACUACUACAACCUGGCCACCGACUUCUACGAGUACGGAUGGGGUUCUUCCUUCCACUUCUGCCGCUUCGCCUACGGUGAGCCUUUCCACCAGGCCAUUGCCCGCCACGAGCACUACCUUGCCCUCCAGGCUGGUAUUACGGAGAAUAUGAAGGUUCUGGAUGUUGGCUGUGGUGUCGGUGGUCCUGCCCGCGAGAUGGUCAAGUUCACCGGUGCUCACGUCACCGGUCUGAACAACAACGACUACCAGAUCGACCGCGCUACCCACUACGCGCACAAGCAAGGUCUCUCGGACAAGAUGGCCUUCGUUAAGGGCGAUUUCAUGCAGAUGAGCUUCCCCGAUAACAGUUUUGAUGCCGUGUACGCUAUUGAAGCCACCGUUCACGCCCCCGAGCUGGUUGGUGUUUACAGCGAGAUUUUCCGUGUCCUAAAGCCCGGUGGUACCUUCGCUGUGUACGAGUGGCUUAUGACCGACGAUUAUAACAACGAUGAUGCCGAGCACCGUCGCAUCCGUCUCGGUAUUGAGCAGGGUGACGGUAUCUCUAACAUGGUCCGUAUCUCCGAGGGUCUCGAGGCUAUGAAGAACGCUGGAUUUGAGCUCAAGCACCACGAGGAUCUCGCUGCUCGCCCCGACCCUAUCCCCUGGUACUACCCGCUGGCGGGCUCCUUCAAGCACAUGGGUUCGCCCUGGGACUUCUUCACUAUUGCUCGCAUGACCUGGUGGGGCCGUGGCCUUGCCCACCGCUUCGUCGGUGCCGGCGAGUCCAUCGGUCUUUUCCCCAAGGGUUCCCAGAAGACCGCCGACAGCCUGGCCCUGGCUGCUGACUGUCUUGUCGAAGGUGCUCAGAAGAACCUCUUCACCCCCAUGUACCUCAUGGUCGGCAAGAAGCCCGAGUAA